Lotus japonicus is the source of this 1265-nucleotide messenger RNA. RefSeq lists its product as uncharacterized. Gene Ontology annotation, cellular component: chloroplast. Bases 228 to 992 code for a protein of 254 amino acids. Lineage: Eukaryota; Viridiplantae; Streptophyta; Magnoliopsida; Fabales; Fabaceae. The transcript is spliced from 4 exons. The record is from RefSeq and is a predicted model, not a curated record.
UUUGUAUCCUAGGGGAAGAGACUUUGGGAAAGAGAACAGGAUUAGAAGUUCUUUUUACGUUCACAACCAUUCUCCUUUAACGAGACAGACUCGUUUAUUCAUUCACACUUGUGCCGCCCGCCCGCCCUAGCUCUCCUCUCCUCCCUUUCUCCGCCGCCGUCAGCCGCACUCACCUGUCGCAGGAGUGUAAUGUCUGAUAUUUUGGGUGCUUGGUCUAUUUGACAAAGAUGAAGACUGUCCAAGUUGCUGCAAGGCAGCCUGUUAUUCCUGUCGAAAGCAAAUUUUCUGCAAGGAAGCCUGUUAUUCCUGUCAAAAACAAAUCUCAGUCGCACCAUUUUACCUCUUUACCAUGUAUAUCAUCAAUGAAUGCCUUCCCUCUCUCUAGGACUUCCUUGAGACCAGGAGCAAGACCUGCAUUUGGCUUGCCAUAUUUGCCUGUUCUGAAAUCUCAGCAACCUUUCCAUGUUUGUUUAGCUGGUGGAAAAGGAAUGAUGGGAAGUAACGAGGAUUCCCGGUGGAAAUCUCCUGAGGCAGAAAUAGAAAAAUUGAAGGGACAGUCAAUAGAGGAUAUGUUACGACAGCAAAUUCAUAAGCAAAAAAAUGGGGGAGGUGGGGACAAGCCUCCAGGAGGACGUGGUCGUGGUGGUGGUGGUCCUGGAGGAUCAGAGGAGGGAGACUUUGCUGGGCUGUCAGAUGAGAUUCAGCAAAUCAUCUUAGCAACAAUUGGUUUCAUAUUAGUGUAUAUUUGUGUCAUCGAUGGUGUGGAGCUUGCAAAGCUGUCUAAGGAUAUCCUCAAGUAUCUGUUUGGUGGAACCCAGAGUCUUCGAUUGAAAAAAGCCAUCUACAAGUGGACGCGAUUUUUUAAGCUUUUGACAGGGAAUAGGAAAGUUCUUAAGAAUGAGUUGGAGGAAGCCCCAACACAGAGGAACAACCUCGAUUACUACCAUGAUGAUGUCCUUAGGAAUUACAUGAAACCAAAUUCAGAUGCAUAAGUUUUGUUUACUUGGUGCCUUCAUGUUCACCCUUAUGGUGAGGAGUUACUUUCGCAUUCUUUGUUUACUGCUGUUAAAUCUAAUCGCAUAUUGUUUAAUAAAUUACAUUUUUUUUCUUACUCUAUUAUGGAUUUAACAUUACUUUCUUUUACAAGUAAAAAAGAUCACAUUACGAAUUUGUAUUUGAUAUUUACAUCCCUAGAAAAAGACUAUGGACAGCGAUUAAUUCUUAGAUGGAUAGUAAUUUAAUACUUAUUCUAUAUUUGAUGAUUA